AUGUCCGAAAAGAUGGAGGUCAUUGGCCUAAGCCCAGGGCAAAGUCUCAACCCAAGGCUGAGCCCACUAAUCCCCCCGCUGGACCCCAGUAUCUCGCCGAAUACCGUGUGCGAUUAA
Molecule: messenger RNA, 117 nt
Organism: Penicillium arizonense
Lineage: Eukaryota; Fungi; Ascomycota; Eurotiomycetes; Eurotiales; Aspergillaceae
Exons: 2
Coding region: 1-117 (38 amino acids)
Source: RefSeq, a predicted model, not a curated record